Molecule: messenger RNA, 2996 nt
Organism: Pseudogymnoascus verrucosus
Lineage: Eukaryota; Fungi; Ascomycota; Leotiomycetes; Thelebolales; Thelebolaceae
Exons: 2
Coding region: 134-2020 (628 amino acids)
Biological process (GO): tRNA pseudouridine synthesis; mRNA pseudouridine synthesis
Cellular component (GO): cytoplasm; nucleus
Molecular function (GO): pseudouridine synthase activity; RNA binding
Source: RefSeq, a predicted model, not a curated record
GCCCAGAAGUGGGACCGGAGAGCACAGAGUUCAGGGACUCGGCGAUUAAUGUGUCACUCCGCGUCUCCCCAAAAAAAGUCUUUGGGUACGACUCAGAAACCCAACUGACUCCCAGGCCACCAGAGGCCUUGAGAUGAGAACCUCACAACUGCGCAACUGGAGAAAGUCUUUAAAAUCUCUUGGCGACUCAAAAAAUAGGCAUUUUCACGCCUCACCACCGCAACUCCUUACUCAUUUUGAAAUCGAGAGGAGGAAGAAGGCGGCAAGACUCGGGCUUCAAAAUAUGGCAACCCCGCCUGUAGAGAAAAUAAACUACAAAGAGUGGUCUCACGAAAAUCUCAUAAAACGAGUGACAGAGCUGGAGCACAACCUAAAACUCAAGAAUGCACACUAUCCCGUCGCGACACCAGCAAAGAGCUACAAGAAAGUGCGCACAGAAAAGGCCUUCGACCCCUCUAGAUACUCUACCCGCCUCAUCGCGCUGAAAUUGGCAUAUCUGGGAAAGGCCUACAACGGCUUCGAGCACCAUUUAAACAACAAGACGCGGUUGCCAACUGUCGAGGAGAAGAUAUGGGAGGCGCUCGUUAAAGCACGGUUCAUAUUCCCCAAGGGCUCAUCUCUGGGUCAGCACGAUGGCAGCGGCGAAAUAAACUGGGAUGGAUGCGACUAUUCGAAGUGCGGGCGUACCGACAAGGGCGUCAGUGCAUUUGGGCAGGUCAUCGGCCUGAGAGUCAGGAGUAAUAGGCCUCUACCAAAGCACACGGCCGAGGGACCUAAGGAUGAGACGGAUGAUUUUCGCCACACAAAGCCCCGCGAUGGGGCAGUUGAGAUGGCUUCGCCUGCUCUUCGUCCUAGCAUUGAAGUGGCAAGGUCACAGAUCACGCCUGAAUUAAGCAUCGAUGAUCCGGAAUUCGAGGAAGCUCUCAACUUCGAUCCGAUUGCGGAUGAGCUACCAUAUUGCCACCUAUUAAACCGACUUCUUCCUCCAGAUAUCCGAAUCUUGGCAUGGUGCCCGGCGCCGCCUCUCGGGUUCUCAGCCAGGUUCAGCUGCAAAGAGAGGCAGUAUAAGUACUUCUUCACGCAACCCGCGUUCGCACCGACGCCAGAGAAUCCAAGCAUCAAAAGUACGAAUAAGAACACCAAUGUCAAGGAUGGAUGGCUCGAUAUCGAGGCUAUGCGUGAAGCGGCUAGUUACUUCGUUGGGCCUCAUGAUUUCAGGAACUUCUGCAAGAUCGAUGGCAGCAAACAGAUAGAGAAUUUCGAGCGGACGAUGUUUUUCGCUGAUAUCUUGGAAGUGGACGAUACAACCCCGACAUUGGACUUUGUAGGGAAGAAGGAAUUUCUUCCAGCGACCUCUAUCACUAGACCAAACGAGCAGAUAUCUCCGAAGGUAUAUACCUUCACUCUCCACGGUUCGGCAUUCCUAUGGCAUCAAGUCCGCUGCAUGGUGGCUAUUCUCUUCCUAGUUGGCCAGGGCCUGGAGAAACCAACUAUCAUAAAGGAGCUCCUUGACGUUGAGAAAACUCCCUCCCGGCCAGCUUAUGAAAUGGCACAGGAUUCACCACUCGUCCUUUGGGACUGCGUCUUUCCUCAUGAAGAUGAUCCCAGUCGAGAGAAUGCCAUCCAAUGGCUCCAUGUCGGUGACGAGCCCGGCCGCGGCGACACGAAAUGGGGCACAACUGGUCUAAUGGAAGAUCUCUGGAAGGUCUGGCGCGAGAGAAAGAUUGAUGAGGUACUUGCAAGUAACCUCCUGGGUGCAGUCGCAAGGCAAGGAGGUGCCAUUGAAGGUAUGACAAGCGAUCACUGGGCCAAGGUUGUCAGGAGCCAGAAGGUCUAUGACGGGAACAACAAGCCGAAAUUGACCGGACAAUACACUCCAGUCAUGAAGAAGCCGCUGAUGGAGACGCCCAAGGUGAUCAACGAGAAGUACGCCGUACGGAAAGGCUUCGAGGAUUCCGCGGACCUGAAGAAGCAGGGCUUUAGGAGGAUGAACAAUCCUACUGACAACGGAGACGAGUAGAACAUUUAACAAUACAUAUAUUCAUCAUUAGACUCGGUCCCUUCCAUCUGUGCCAUCCCAACAUUAAACAUCCUAUGCCUUCCCAUUCGCAGCUUUAUCUACAGCUUUCGCUCGACCAUAUAAACACUGCCUCCCUCCCCUCCACACCUCCUCCACAACCCUCCGCCUAGGUAACGUUUUGGGAAAGACAACCACCACCUCCUUUUCCCCCUCUACAACCACAACCAAGUAGUACCUGACCUCAAACCCACGAAAUGCCUCGUUAAUGAGCAGAUCCUGAAUCUUCUGGGUGGGGAUAAACUGCGUCGAUGCGCCAGUCAGGUACGUCGACGAGCUCGAGCAAGUCUGAAUCCCAAGACCACGCAGGACCAGUAAGGACUCCUGGGAGUGGAUGCGCAGGAUGGACACAUAGGCGAAUGCAGCUGCUAGCGGGAGCAGGAUGAAAAGAGGAACGAGAGAUGCCACGUGCGUAGCCACAAGGCCGAGUUGCGAAGCAUGGAGGAGUGCGAGGGAGUGCCAGAGGUAGUCUAGGCUGAGGACUUCAGGCGUUGGGGAAUAUGGUAGUAUCGAUGGCGCGGAGGGGUAGAGCUGCCAUUUGCAGAAUAGGAGGAGGGCGAUGCUCAGGAGGAGGAGCACGCGGAUGGUUGUUAAGAUGCCGAGCAGAAGGCGGAACGAGAGCGUGGAGGGUGGGCGCGUGGAGACGAUAUAUUCAACCGUCGUUGGAGAGGGCCUCCGCACGCGGAGGGUGGGUGCGACAGUUAACAUUUGGCAAUGGCUGUCUGCAUCUUUGGUUGUGCCGUGAAGGGGAAGCUCUUGGUGCUGGGGUAGCUGAAGCACAUGGAUAUUUACAAACACUCGAGGCUUAUCGAUAAGGGAAUAUGUGGUGGAUGGUGGAGUUGGCGGAUGGCAACAGAUCAGAACGUACGCUACAUAAGUCACAGUCACAGUAUUUGAGUCUAAUAUCUCUUGAAUGAAC